Parnassius apollo (apollo) is the source of this 390-nucleotide messenger RNA. The record is from the annotation of a GenBank genome assembly. NCBI's taxonomy places the organism in Eukaryota, Metazoa, Arthropoda, Insecta, Lepidoptera, Papilionidae.
AUGAAGUGCGCUGGUUGCUUGAAGCCUAUUAGAGACAAUGCCGGUAUUAGUAAAUGUACCUCUACUGCAUGUGAAAAAAUUUUUUGCUCAGUGUGUAUAAAUGCUCCAAUACUCACUGUUGAGCGGAAGAUUUGGAAAUGUCCCGAAUGCAAUGCCGCGCAAAAAAAAGGUGGGGAUAACAGUCUUACUCCAGUUCGAGGUGGUUCUGAAAAUAUUACCACACGUAAAAAGCAGGACUCUGUGGGGUCUGAAAUAACCCAACUCACUGAACAGCUGCGCCUCCUUACCAGUGAAUUGUGCUCCGUUAAAACGAAAUUAAAUGACCUGACCCAAUCAAUUUCUUAUACAAACGAGCGAAUGGACAUCUCGCAACCACCAAUGAGAAAAUAA